Chironomus riparius is the source of this 1660-nucleotide messenger RNA. Lineage: Eukaryota; Metazoa; Arthropoda; Insecta; Diptera; Chironomidae. The record is from the annotation of a GenBank genome assembly.
UGUUGACGGUUGUAAGAGUCGGACGGAUUUUCAAGAUAAUCUGCGGUAAAAAAAAAACGUCUUUUAUUUUUAUCAUUUACCAUCACGACAUUAAUUAAUGUCUCUCACUGCCGAGAGUAUAUCAGUAAUGUGUGUUUGAAAAAUUGCUUAACAAAACGAGAGGAACUUAAAAGGCAUGAAAAUUAUGAAGGAAAAAAUAAAUUAAAGUGCUCAAGUGUGAAUAUAUAAAAAGAAGAAGAUAAAGCAAUUUUUUGUCUUAUAUUUUAAAUUCAUUUUCAUAAAAAAUAAAAAGUUAAAAGCGUUAAAUAUACACAAUUUGUACUGAACUUUACAUAUCUCGUUGUGUGUGACUGCAUAUAUUUAUUCAAUCUAGUAAAGUAAAUUCUUUUCAUCAUCACAUACGACGACAUUCUGUUUCUGUUUGAGAGAAUAACAAAAGAGAAGGAAGCAAAAAUGUCAACAAUCAUCGAUUCAAUCAAAGUGAAAUCAUACGCACAAUGCAUUAUAUGGUGCUUAAUAUUUGUGUCAAUAUUAAGUUACACAGAAGCGGGUUCGUGUCGUGAGGCGGCACUUUGUUGCACUGGACGUGAUUCAUCUUGUGUCGUACAAAAGACACCGAUUAAUGCAAUUGUUGAGGAUGUUAAUGAGAAGCCGUGUUAUUGUGAUCACGCAUGCUUGAAACUCGGAGAUUGUUGUGAUGAUUUUAAGUCACAUUGUGGAGUCAUCGAUUGUGUUCUCUCAGAAUGGGGACCAUGGAGCGAAUGUGAUGCAAAAUGUGGAACUGGCAUGAUGUCACGAACUCGAUCAAUAUUGAGGGCACCCGAGAAUGGUGGUAAACACUGUGCAUCGCUAACACAGAAACGUGGAUGUCAAGGAUAUAAAUGCAAUAGUGUUCACGAGAAAAAAUACUUAAAAGAAUCAGCAAUGCUUCUACCAUCGGAAUUCUCGAAGACUCGACGAGAAAACGACACAAUUGAUAUAAGGCGGAACCUUAAAGUGCGCUAUUCCGAUAAAUAUAAGCAUAAUCGGGAUCAUGAAUACUGCGUGGAAUUCGAAGUGAUUAAGGCGACAAAAGCAUGCCACAAGGAUCCAAUGUAUAAGCAAUUAAUAGAAGGUGAACGAGUUAUUAUAAAAUGUGAUUUAGAGGCAUUCUUAUUGCAUGAAGAGAAGGAAGAUUUAUCAGACAAUGAGACAUACAGCCAUCACACAAAAGAGCGAAAACAUUUAGAAAACGAGACAGUAGAGGACUUGAAGAAUAUCAAAGUGAGCAAAUCUAAAUCAAAAUAUCGAUGUAGAGGCGAGGGCCUGACUGGCACAACAACAAGAUUUAGUGCUAUGGCAAUUCCAUCAUGUCAUGGCAAGUGGGUGAGACUCACCUUAAAGCAACCGAAGAAAUGUUCAUAUCAUGAAUCUCAAUUUAUUUUCGUCUAAAAAAUUCUUUUUUUUUCAUGAAUUUUAAAAUUUUUUUCUUUUGUUUUUUGAACCACUUUUUCAUUAAGUAAUAAAAAUGUCCCCCAAUCCACUAACAAUCAUCGUAUCAAAGUAAAGAGAAUGUAUCAGUCAAAAAAAGAAUUAGAUCAAGUGCCAUAAAAUUACAUAAAAGAAAAAAAUCAUGUUUUUUUGUCUCUUUGUACAUGGAAACGACGAAAUUUGUAAAUAA